UAUUUUUCCUAGUUUUUUGGCGGGGAGGGUGUUCCUCAAGGAAGUUUUUUUCUUCUUUUCCAUAGCAAAGUUCUUCAAUCCCGAAGCUCACGCGGAACGCCCCACGCGCAUGCCGCCCGGUUUCCGGAGGACCGAGAUCGCGGCGAACAACCAGGAAGCGGCCAGAGCCGGGAGCUGUCCCCGGUUCUUCGCUCGGCUGCCGGCGCUGCCGCCCGCGUCCCCCGCGCUGAGUUCCACCGCCCCGCGCGCCACCCCCGACCCCGACCCCGGCUCCCGCGCGCGCCGGGCCCUCCGCGGCCACCAUGUCGUCCGACUUCGAGGGCUAUGAGCAGGACUUCGCGGUGCUCACCGCCGAGAUCACCAGCAAGAUCACCAGGGUCCCGCGACUCCCGCCUGAUGAGAAGAAGCAGAUGGUCGCCAAUGUGGAGAAGCAGCUCGAGGAAGCCAAGGAGCUGCUUGAACAGAUGGAUUUGGAAGUCCGAGAGAUACCACCCCAAAGUCGAGGCAUGUACAGCAACAGGAUGAGAAGCUACAAGCAAGAAAUGGGAAAACUCGAAACAGAUUUUAAAAGGUCACGGAUCGCCUACAGUGACGAAGUCCGGAAUGAGCUCCUAGGGGAUGACGGGAAUUCCUCUGAGAACCAGUUGAUAAAAUUACGUGAAGAGAGGGCACAUCUGCUCGAUAACACAGAGAGGCUGGAAAGGUCAUCUCGGAGACUAGAGGCUGGAUACCAAAUAGCAGUGGAAACCGAGCAAAUUGGCCAGGAGAUGUUGGAAAAUCUCAGUCAUGACAGAGAAAAGAUACAGCGGGCACGUGAAAGACUGCGGGAAACAGAUGCUAACCUGGGCAAGAGCUCCCGAGUGCUGACGGGGAUGUUGCGAAGGUAAGAACCAGAAUCAUCCAGAACCGCAUCCUGCUUGUCAUCUUGGGUACCAUUCUGGUCAUCACCAUCCUGACGGCAAUCACUCUUUCUCUCCGAAGACUCUGAUGUAUCCGCCCUUCCUGGAUAAACAGCAACCAAGGCGUGUUCUGAGUAAUUAAGACAAAAUGGUCACAUGAAUCAUUCCCGGGCGCUGACAGGGCCUCUCGACCCUCCCUCCCCCCACCCCCCAUCCCCGCUGACGUGCACACAGUGUCAGUCUGCCUGUGUUGGGGGGCGCCGUCGUCCCCAGACUUGUCUUUACCCAGAUUUGUUUUUGAGAGGGGGAAAGUGAUUGUUUCUUCUUCUUUUUUUUUUAAUUUUUAUUUUUUUCUGGUAAUGUCUUCUACUGGCCCAAGGAGCCUUCGUGACCUUCUUUCUUGUCCCGUAGCCACGCAGGGCCAUGGUCUGGGAGAGGACCUGGUGAGUCCAUUUGAACCUACACAGUCACAGGGCUUCUGAGAAGUAGUCCCGUUUGCCCUUUCAUUUGUCACCAAGUUGCCCUCUGUGACGUCAAAAGAUAAAUACGCAGGAGAGAUGGGGCCCAGAGCCAGCUACCAGCUCCGGCACACCAAACGCCCAUUCCCACCCACACAAGAUGGGUGAUGUCUCCCUGUCUGAGUGCUUCCGGUGCGUUCUGGGGUACCUCAGGUCUGCAGCGGACAACACUGUCCCUGUUUCUCUGAGGCAUAUAUAUUAAAUGUAUUUUUUGGGGGGCUGGAGUGAUAGCACAGCGGGUAGGGCGUUUGCUCGGGUUCAAAUCCCAGCAUCCCAUAUGGUCCCCUGAGCACCGCCAGGAGUAAUUCCUGAGUGCAGAGACAGGAGUAACCCCUGUGCAUCGCCGGGUGUGACCCAAAAAAGAAAAAAAGAAUAAAAAGAAAUGUAUUUUUUUUUAAUCUCAAGACUAUUUCUCACCUGACUCCGCCCAGUGCAAUUUUUUGCCUUCCCCCAAAUCCCCUGCUCCCCUGAAUUUGCCGGCAAAGUGAGCCCUGGUAUAUGGCGGUGACCUCCCGUCCCCUGGCCUGUGCAAGCAUCUCCGUAUCCUCUCCGUCUUAGUAUCCGUGCUGCCGAAAGCAGCCCUCUUACACGCAGAAGGUCUGAUGGGGUCUCUGCACAUCCACUCCAGUAUGUAAAGAGAACAUGAAUAUUUCAGCAAGAGCAAGAACAUGUCUUGUCCAUGUGAGAUUCCAGAUAUGAUUAUAAGUAUGGCCGAGUCCGAUAGGAUAAGCUACUCGAACUUAAACUUUGUGGAAAAUGCUCCGCAACCUUCUUAUUAAGAAAAAGAAGAAGAAAAAGAAGAAGAAAAAGAAGAAGACGGGACCAUCGUGUCGUCUAAAAGGAUGGAGUUCGGCUUUUGUUUUAUUCUUUUUAACUAACAAGUGUCAGCGCGGCCCUCCGGAAGCCCCUUGUAUUCCAACCGCUCCCGUGCCCUGUGAUUUCUUUCUGUUUCUUCCUGUCCACUGUAAGCGGGAAUCAUGUUCAAAUCGAGCUCCGUAAUGACUCCGCUGGGGUCAUGCUCCCCACCCCUACCCCUCACUCAGAAAGCAAAAUAGAUGUUUCUUAAGAGUC
This is a messenger RNA of Sorex araneus (European shrew), 2488 nucleotides long. It is a transcript of the gene VTI1A, whose product is annotated as vesicle transport through interaction with t-SNAREs 1A. The record is from RefSeq and is a predicted model, not a curated record. The transcript has 9 exons. Gene Ontology annotation, cellular component: ER to Golgi transport vesicle membrane; late endosome membrane; SNARE complex. Gene Ontology annotation, molecular function: SNARE binding; SNAP receptor activity. NCBI's taxonomy places the organism in Eukaryota, Metazoa, Chordata, Mammalia, Eulipotyphla, Soricidae. The coding region runs from base 303 to 887 and encodes 194 amino acids. Gene Ontology annotation, biological process: intra-Golgi vesicle-mediated transport; retrograde transport, endosome to Golgi; vesicle fusion with Golgi apparatus.